Varroa destructor (honeybee mite) is the source of this 7654-nucleotide messenger RNA. RefSeq names its product discs overgrown casein kinase 1 (gene dco). Gene Ontology annotation, biological process: protein phosphorylation. Gene Ontology annotation, molecular function: ATP binding; protein kinase activity. The record is from RefSeq and is a predicted model, not a curated record. Lineage: Eukaryota; Metazoa; Arthropoda; Arachnida; Mesostigmata; Varroidae.
CAGCUUGCUAUAACAACGAUCCAAUGUGGGCCGUUCGUUCGCCGUUGCGUUUUGAAGUUUUGCGCUCCAGUAUUGCGCUAUAUAACUUGCGCGAUAGUAACCGUCCUCAGCUUUUCUUGCGCGGUGGGACUCUUGCUUAUCCGGUCUUGCUUAUCGAUUGAAGGAGGGGGCUUGUUGGCGACGUCAAUGGACGUUGCUGGUUGAAUGCUCGAGGAAAGCAUAUCCAGUGUUCCUUAGUUCGCUAGUCUACUGUGGAUAUAAGGGCUGUAGUGGAGCACCAACCUUUUGAUUUGGUAGUUGAUUCGUUUGGGUGUUCUCUCACACGGAUAAUCAGCUGCAUAUGCCAUCUAUUUACUUCGUUAUAAUAUAACGCAAUUGACUUAAGAGAGUAGAUUUAAGUGUGUUUUUUAUUAGUUAAAACGCAACGUUUAUCUAAGUCUAGUUGUUUUUAUGUGAAGGGUACGUCUACUAACGACAUGUUCGCGUUAAUGCAUUCGUGCGCUGAAUGCGAAUAACUGAAGGAUGCGCGUACAUUUGUCACCUGAUAUAUCCGCUUCAACUGCUCGAUCAGGUUUAUUUUUUUGUUUGUCUACUUGACCAGUCCCUCUGGUGAUCAGAGAAACAGCUCCUUCGACCCCCUACAAGCUUCUCUUGAUCGGAUGAAAUCGCCAGCGCCCCCGCCUGCUACAUACAGUGAAGCUGCGAUCAACAGUGUGCGACUUUGGUUUCUAGUAAAGAGUUGUUGCUACUCUUCGUUUGAAAGUUAACUCAGCGCUAGUUAACACCACGUUUCACCUUUAUUUAUUGAUAAGGAGAGUUCUGCGAUAUCCUUGCUUUGAGAGCCUCUGAUAAUCGUUUUUUCUCAUUGGUGAAUAUUAGUCAUCAUUCUGGUGUUGAUUUUGUUUGCGUUAUUAAAACUGAUCAUUAUGUGAUCUAUGUAGCAAAUAGUCCUCUUGCUGCCAGUACUCCUAUUGUUACCAUAGCUGUUGGUUGUGUAACCCAAUUUUUACUUUCCUCUGCGUGUUUUUAUCUGUUGCUAGAUCAAUCGGAUGGGAUAGUUCGAGUCUGAGAUGGUGCGAUGCAAACAAAUAAUUUGAUUACUAAAACAGCGCUCUUAAUAUCUUAGUAAUAGUAUGAUUCGACGAUACACGUUGUGGACGGUCGCGUUAAUGAUCAAUGACGAGGGGGAUCGCUAAUACUGUGGUUCCUCCCGAACUUUUGUUCAGCAUCAGCGGAAUCCACCACUGUUGAUACAGUACAGCAGCUGUGAGACAACAGCUACAAAUGUGCUGUUCCCUAUAGUUAAAUUGGGCGUCGUUCCUACCCCCAACUUUAUUCCGCCUCUCAUAAAGCGACUUGACUUGCUAUUCGUACGCUGCGUUGUCUGUUCCAUGGCAAUUUUAACAAGCAAAAAGCAAGAAAUACCUUUCUGUGUGAAAUACGGGAUGGCUUUUAGUGGAGCGCAAGCAUCCGUCUCUUGUAUACGUGCAAACAAUCACUGCUAAUAGCGGAUUAGAUUGAGAAGCAUAAAUACUGUGAUGCUGGUAAUGGUGACAAUGGAUUCGUCGUUUCUAGUGUACGAGAUAGGUUAGCCGAAUAGAAAGAGAGUUUAACUUGACGGGCUGUGCAUGCAACUUGAACGGUUGAAGUAUGGUUUUCGCCGCAUUUACAGUUGCGUAACUAUCAAACCAAUGGUCGAAGUCGAUGUUGCAUGAUGCCCUUCUCCGAUAUGCCGGGCUGUGUGGAUACAGCGAAACGAAUAAGAGACACUAGAUCUGUCUGUGUUUUGGCUGGCUGCUUACAUACGCCGAACUUACGUCUGCCUGGUGCCUCUCUACUCGAAGCCGUCUCCGUCAUCGCCGUCUCCCUGCUGUUUCGUUAAGCUGCUUAUACAAGCAACUAUAGUGGCUGUGCCUCGUAUAUGAAAUUAUUGUGAUGGCAUUGAGGAGAACAUAUGAGAAGGAGAUCACUGGACGGAUGGGGCGCUCCUCUGAAGCCGUCCCGUUUCAAUCUCACCAUCAUCAACAUAAUCAUCACAUUAAGUAGUUCCUUAGUGCGGCCGAAUAGCGGGGUGCCAGGGAAUAGAGAAGAGUCUAACAAUUUUUUGCUUGAGUUUAUCCCGCGAUACACACACGCUAGAAGACUCCACCCAGUAUCGUAAACCAGUAAUAAAUUAAAAACCUAAAUAGCAGUCGACACCGCUGCGAAUGGCUCUCGUCCACUUAAAUCGUUCGAGCUUCAAAUCACAGAAAGCAGGCAACCUGUUCCUGUAUACAAUGCGUACAAUUACUAUAAGAAAUUCCGUUGGUUUAUGCCGUUCUAGAGGCCACCAUCGUAAUUAAUGCUAGUGUAUAUUCGUAGACCGUGGAAAUGUCCGCGUCAGCACCUAUCUCAUACCACUGACUUGUGCUACUGUCACUGAUGUUGACGGCAAUUACUAAUGUAUGAUGUGUGCACAGCACUCGCUCUUUCUUGCGUUAUGCUACCUGUAAAAAUUGGCCAGGUUCCGUUGCUGGUAAUAGUGUACGGAGGAAGUAUAUGAAAAAUUUUGUCUCAUAAAGAACAACACGUGUGCAGGAGUAUAACAACAUCAAUGAUGUGACAAAGCACUAAAACCUUUUUCGAUCGUAUCUAUCUAGUCGUGUGGUGGUCGUCAUAAUAUAAACAAGGGAGCAUGUGCCAGAAGCAAACGAUAAACAUAAACAAACAAAGUCAGAUCGACUCGUUGUCAAGCUAAGCAGCCGACAGCGUUUGUUAAUAGCGAGCACUUUUGUGCUCGCAAACAAACACUGCUCUUUCUGUGGUCUGAUACUGAAUGGAAAUUAAUAAAGAUAAUUUCGUUUUUUUUUAAUCUUGGUCUUGUGCAUACCUAUUGUUUAGGCAAAAUCACUUCUAUAGGCUUAUCUCAUAUUCAUUACAUCUAACCUCAUGCCUUUCACUAAGAUGACAUGUGAGUGCGUCUAAUGAAGCGUUUCAUCGUAACGUUCAUUGUAGCUACCGUAAAGUUCUGUGCAGAUAUGACACCUGGGACAAUCGCUAUCGACGCGAACUAUCGCACUAGUCAGAGAAUGCGUGAAUUCAAUCUAAGACGAAAGCGAAGAAAAACGGCUGCUAACGAAAAAGUCUCUAGCAGCAGAGGGGGCCCCGCUUUUCGGCCGCUAUCCGCCGUCACGCCUCGAUCUUCGAGGCUAACUAACUGGCGGUAGCGAGCACUCUUCAAAUUACAGCCACGACAACAACAUAGGUUAAAACGAUUACGAUAAAAUACAGCUAGCAGGUUGUUAUCGCCCUGGGGCUGGGAGUGACCACGGUUAAAGCUGCAAUACAUUCAUCUGUCACAAUGGAAUUACGAGUAGGAAACCGAUAUCGUCUGGGCCGAAAGAUUGGGUCGGGUUCAUUUGGUGAUAUCUACCUCGGGACGAACAUUUCGACCGGCGAAGAGGUGGCAAUUAAACUUGAAUGUGUCAAAACGAAACAUCCACAGCUCCAUAUUGAGAGUAAAUUCUACAAAAUGAUGCAGGGCGGUGUUGGUAUCCCACAGUUGAAGUGGUGCGGCACCGAAGGCGAUUACAACGUCAUGGUUAUGCAGCUGCUCGGUCCAUCACUUGAAGACCUCUUCAACUUCUGCAACCGAAAGUUUUCACUGAAGACGGUCUUAUUGCUCGCGGAUCAGCUGAUCUCCCGGAUCGAGUUUAUCCACUCGAAGAACUUUAUCCAUCGCGACAUUAAACCGGACAACUUUCUAAUGGGUCUUGGAAAGAAAGGCAACGUUGUCUACAUUAUCGAUUUUGGCUUAGCGAAAAAGUACCGUGAUACGCGUACUCAGCAGCAUAUCGCCUACAAGGAAAACAAGAACUUGACGGGAACGGCUCGGUACGCGUCGAUUAAUACGCAUCUCGGAAUUGAGCAAAGUCGGAGAGACGAUCUCGAGUCGCUCGGAUACGUUCUUAUGUACUUUAAUCGUGGCUCGUUACCGUGGCAGGGUUUGCGCGCCGCCAAUAAACGGCAAAAGUACGAGCGAAUCUCAGAGAAGAAGAUGUCCACGCCGAUCGAGGAGCUGUGCAAACUGUCGCCGUCAGAGUUUACCACCUACCUAAGCUACUGCCGAUCAUUACGUUUCGACGAGCGACCAGACUAUUCCUACCUGCGGCAGUUGCUUCGUAACCUGUUCCACCGGCAGGGCUUCACGUACGACUAUGUGUUCGACUGGAACAUGCUUAAGUUUGGCAGUACGCGUUAUCCAGCGGACCCGAACGCGCUUACGCAACCAAGUCAGUCACCGCACGCUGCCGGCCAUCCUGGACAUCCCGGAGCACCGCCAAUAACACAACCGCCGCAGGGGCUACAGCUGUCAAGACCUCUCGCCGCACCCAUGAGCGGUGGCAUGGUGGGCAGCACCUCAGGCGCUAUCGUGGGGAGUAGUCACGCUGAUGAGGCUCAACGGCAGCAGCAAUUAGUGUCAGCGCGAGGCGCAAGCGGUUUGGCCGGUUAUCCGACGACGUCAGGCCAGCUGGCGGCCGGCGGUCUCGUCGGUGGAACGAUGCCUGGAGCUAUGGGAGGUUCGUUAGGACUCGGCGUGGGACCUCUACCGGCCGUCGGUGUUUCAUCGCUCGGAUCUGGACCCUACCCGGGCCUUGUCGGACGACCAGCUCGCUGAGAAUAGGCAAAUGAACGUAGUAUCAACAACAAUUCUCCCGUCAUACUAACUAUUACUACUAUAAUAAUCAUCGAUCGUUGAAACGUCGAAUGCCGUGGAUGAAUAAAACGUAACCUGCAUCGUCUUGGCUAUUCGCCAUCGGUUCGGAGCUUGUAUCAAUUGUCGAUGAUAAUUCCAGAGGCAACAGGAGUCAAGUUAGAUAGGGUUUGAAGUUAGGAUCAGGUCGGCCGUGCUAUGUGGCGUCGGGACCGUCUCAAAACAUCGAUGUCAUCAAAAAAUCUUGUAGAUUCGAGGCCAAGCAAUUAUUUCCUCCUCCCAAGUCAUCUUAAAGCAAAAACAAGGAAAGCAAACAUAAGUGGUAGGAGAUCGUAUAGAAACAAUAUUAGCACUUUUUAAAAAAAUCCGCCAUGCCACAGCAAGUCAACACCGCGAUAUCCGCCGUUCGUUGGGAUAAACAAGAUGUGCGAUAGACUGCAAGAGCAUUGCAGAUAGGUGAGAUAUAUACCGCUAAAAGAAGCAGACGACAAGUUGACACGCGUCGAUAUAGCGGAGGUUGACAGAAAUGUGUAUGAUACUGGGGAUACAUAGUUGAAGUGAUAGGACGAUCAAAUUGUUUCCCAAAUAUAGGAAACUGGCAGGCAGGAAAAAGGUCGAGAGUUGACGACAACGGCUGCUGACGACUGGUACGGCCAAACGCGACAGGUUUAGUCGAACAGGUUUUAAGAGGUCGAUGGACUAGACGCGUACGUCAAAAGAAAUUGCAUCAAUAACAGAACUCGCUACUGAGCUUUGAUGAACGAGAAAUUGUUUAAAAAUACUGAUAACAAAAGAGAGCUAUAAGAAAAAUUGCAGGUGACAAAAAGAAUCUGGGGUCAAAACACUCUUAGCUGAAGCAACAUAUAAGGGCAAAUGUUUUGGGUUCUAUGCUUGACAUCGCCUUUAGACGCCAUUCCAUCAGACGGUCUAGACAAUACGUGACGGAACCCGACCACGCAUGCGCGCGAUCGGUACGCCGCCAUCAAUGUGUAUGAUGAUGAUGUCGAUGCGAUAAAAAUGUGGACUGUGAAAGACUGAACGAUGCGACCAUCACGACGGUGAUAUUCUUGAUGAAAAAUUAUUGAAGCUAAUGGAGGAAAUGGAAACGGAAGUUGAAUGACGACGACAACAAUAACAAGGCCGAUGACGAUAAUACAUAGUUAGCUAGCUCUAUAUUUGUGUAAAUUGAUUUAACAAUUAAAUAAUGAAAUAAUAAUGAAAUGAAUGAAGUAUGCUGAUAUGAAUAUGCUGAUGGUUAAAUGAUAGUAGUGAGGAUUAUGAUGAUGACGACAAUGGCGGGGUAAGAAUGGAAGUGUAAUAAUAUGAAAUCGAUUAAAACAUUGGUGAUUGAUAGAUUGAUGACCAUAUGAUAAAAUGAUAUUCUGAAAAGAGCCACGAAAAAGGAGACGACAAAGAAAAAGAACGUUGACGAUAGGUAAGUGGAUAUACGGCUCAAUCAUUAUGGCUAUUGUUAUUAGAAUAAUACUGGUAAAAAUGACAGGAGAAAAGGAUGUGAUCCGAAAAGAGGGCGUGCAUGUUUAUGGAAGAUGCGGGGCGAAGAGUCGCGAGUGAAAUCGAGGCAAUGGUGUGAGAUAGCAUCAUUAUCUCUAAUUAAACUCGACGUUAAUUGUGCAACAGAGGGAAGAUAACGGACCGAAAUCUAUUCUUUAUUUACUACGUGAAUUUAUGAAGGCGAUGGCUAAGUGGGAACAAUGGGACGCAGGGAAGAAGCAGAACUCCGAACACGAAUUAAACACUGUGGAAACGAUGAACUGCCAUUAAAAACAAAGACAGGUCACGGACAACUUUUGGAAGCAUUAUUAUCACGCUUUAGUAUAGUUCGGGUUUGAGGUGGACGUAAAAACGUCAUGUGUAUAAUGGUACAGAUGGUAGAUAUGAUCAACAAUGUUUGCGUGCCGAUUUUGUCCGAGACCGAAAGAAAGAGACCACUGUAGUAAGCCAAUAUUAGAAGUGAGUCAAGUAGCGGUUAAAGAGUUCAAGGACAGGCGCAGAUUAGCCUACGUCGAUUAAGCCGUGGCCAAUACUAUUAACUGAUGGUUCUGGGAAAACAAAUUUAAUAUUGACAAAAUCAUGAGUUGUUAAGAAAAGGAGCGUAUUAUCUAAGCUGUUACCUAUCGAUCUACUUUAAAAGUUCUCAUUUUAUUGGUUCACUAUUUAACUAUUGGUUUACUCUAUUCGGAGUUCCCCUUCCGCCCCCUGAUUAGGAACACUGCUUUGUUUUCUUCGCUCACUUUGCCCCCGUCUCACAGUUGCUCUCAGGCUUGCUUUAUUACCUCUUAAUAGCCAAUUUACUAUUGCUGUUUGCCCUAUGCAUACUCUCUAAUACGAUUAACUUCUCGAGAUGCCGUAAUCCUUCACGAUGGGGAACAGGUUGAGUGUCGUUGCCAGCUUGAUCUCGUGCUACAGAUAGAUGGUCGUAUAUGAUUGUAAAAGUCGCGCUCAGGCUGCAACAUCGUCCCCAACUGGUUCUCACGUAUUUAUUGUCGAUUCUCGAGCCGUUUACAAAUCUAGGAAAAUUUGAAAUUGCGAAAUUUAGGAGACUCCGAUGGCAAAAUCUUGAUUCUGUUUGGGACGCCAGACGAAUGCAAUGAUUUAUGCUUGCCCCUAAUGGAUUUCGUCGAAGCACGCGUGCCACGUUGUUAAUAGCGUUCUCACACCGGUCGCGGGCGGAAAGGGCAGACAUGAGCAGACGACAGCGCGAAACGGCAAAAGCGAAUUUUGUCAAAAAGAAGAGCGAAAUAAAAAGUAUCACAGACGGUAUUGGCGAAUAGACCACGAACGUAUGUGCCAGUAAAAUCUGUGAUUAAUCGGAAGGAAAACUGGUCUUAAAGGGAACGCUUCACAUGCCGUUGUACAUUUAGUAGGUUGAUUGAUAUAUAUAUAUAUAUAAAAUAAUUCAGAUGAAGACCUCGUGAUAACGAUGAUCAUGGACACGAAUAU